This is a messenger RNA of Prosopis cineraria, 1347 nucleotides long. RefSeq names its product thiamine pyrophosphokinase 1-like. Gene Ontology annotation, biological process: thiamine diphosphate biosynthetic process; thiamine metabolic process. NCBI's taxonomy places the organism in Eukaryota, Viridiplantae, Streptophyta, Magnoliopsida, Fabales, Fabaceae. Gene Ontology annotation, molecular function: ATP binding; thiamine diphosphokinase activity; thiamine binding. Bases 553 to 1248 code for a protein of 231 amino acids. The transcript is spliced from 7 exons. The record is from RefSeq and is a predicted model, not a curated record.
AAUGUAUUGCGGCCAAUGAUGUUCGCCAUUAACUCAGUCAUCCUCGCCUUGGGUAGAGAAAGCAGCCACGUACACAGCCCUCGUUCUCUGUAUCUCUCACUCACUCGUCCUCUUUGCGAGACUCAGAUACGGUAUCCAUAUUGUCAUGUGAAUGAAAUUUCAUGGAGGUUACUCUAGUUAAGUAGGUUUCCCUGUCAACGGAAAUAAGCACUCACCAACAAAAAGAGGAACAUAAUCACAGAUGUGACCCUAGGUGGGAAAUGUGGAGAGUGAACUUGUAAACUGGGAGGUGCAUGUCCGUUUUGACUUGAUGGUUGGUCGACUUCAGUAGUGGUGAUUAUGGAGUCCAUGUCUCACUCUUCAACCUUCCUUCUACCGGUGAUUCCACCAGAGAGAAUCAACCUUCUUUAACCUACGCACUCAUUAUUCUUAACCAGCACCUGCCGAGAUUCACUCCUCUGCUUUGGGAGCAUGGUACCUUGUUUUUGCACCUCAACUCUUCACUCUUAUUCUGUGGACGGAAUUUGAUUUCUUCUAAGUUUGGAUCAUCUGAUGUUUGUUGUAUUUUUCUCCAUUGUCGUUUUGUGUUUUUCUGCACCACAGCACAAAUAUGAGUUUGUGCUGAUGGGGGUGCCAAUCGGGUGUAUGAUGAAAUGCCUCUGCUUCUGUCCUUAUGAUGCCUCGCAUGUUCAAACCAGGUACGUGCCAGAUGCAAUCAAAGGUGACAUGGACUCAAUUCGGUCUGAAGUACUUGACUUCUAUAAAAACCUGGGAACUAAGAUAAUAGAUGAAUCUCAUGAUCAGGACACCACAGAUUUACACAAAUGUGUUGCACAUAUAUGUGACCUUACAUCAAAUAUGGAUAAAUCAUCAUUAAGGAUUGUUGUAACUGGAGCACUUGGUGGGCGAUUUGACCACGAGAUUGGGAAUAUUAAUGUUCUGUGCCAUUUCCCAGAUACUCGAAUUAUCCUUCUAUCUGAUGACUGCCUCAUUCAACUUCUUCCAAUGAACUACCAUCAUAAGAUUUAUAUUCGAUCUUCUGCUGAGGGGCCGCAUUGCGGACUCAUCCCCAUUGGGAUGCCAUCUAGUAGUUCUACUACCACUGGACUCCAAUGGGAUCUUUAUGAGACGAAGAUGAAAUUUGGUGGUUUAGUAAGCACAUCGAAUAUUGUAAAAGAAGAUAUAGUAACAGUUCAGUCUGAUUCAGAUCUACUAUGGACAAUUUCUAUCAAGAAGCCUAGUUUUUAGAAUGACACUGAACAUUUCAUGUAAUCGUCAAUAUAUCUAUGUAAAAAGAUGUAACAAGCCACACGUUUUUUUUUUUUAACAAAUUGUUAAUUAUUAGUA